Clavispora lusitaniae ATCC 42720 is the source of this 690-nucleotide messenger RNA. Its product is annotated as bifunctional 4-hydroxy-4-methyl-2-oxoglutarate aldolase/oxaloacetate decarboxylase. Gene Ontology annotation, molecular function: 4-hydroxy-4-methyl-2-oxoglutarate aldolase activity; oxaloacetate decarboxylase activity. NCBI's taxonomy places the organism in Eukaryota, Fungi, Ascomycota, Pichiomycetes, Serinales, Metschnikowiaceae. The record is from RefSeq and is a predicted model, not a curated record.
AUGACGGACGCGAAAUCGCUCGCCCAGUACGCCGCGUGCGACGUGUCGGACGCAUUGGUGGCGCAGGGCGUGGCCGACGGCGGGUUUGUGCCCAACUUAGUGCAGCGCUCGGCCUUGGGCGCCCAAACCGCGGUCGGCCGCGCCUACACGGUUCUUUAUGCGCCCAAAGACGACCCGCGGCCGGCAGUGGGUGCUUCAUACAUAGACCAGGUUCCGUCAGGGAGCGUGGUUGUGGUUGGGCUUGCGCCCGAGUGCCAGAUCACCGCGGCGCCCUAUGUCACGGUGAACAAUGCUCUCUACGGCGGGCUCAUGCUGACGCGCGCGCAGUACUUGGGGGCGGCCGCGCUGGUGGUUUUGGGCCGUGUGCGCGACUUGGCCGAGCACCGCGCGCUUGGGUACCCGGUUUGGUCGUACGGCGUAGGAACCACGGCGCCGGGCCCGGUGGUGAAAGUGGUGGGCAUCAACGUUCCUCUCACAGUAAAGACCGCUGCGGGCGAUUUAACGAUUGCGCCCGACGAUGUGGUGGUGGCUGAUGAAAACGGCGUGGUGUGUGUGCCCAGCCACGUGGACUUGGCCCAGCUUUUGCAGUAUAUCCCGCGGCGGGUGCACGCGGACGAAAACGUUGCGGAGGAUAUUCGCCACGGGCGCCCGGCCGCGGAGGCACAGAAGUUUUGGCGCGGCAAGAUGUAG